AUGGGUCUCGGGAUCCUGGAAGAUCGUCACCUCGAGCACGUCCCCGGAACGGCUGUGCUCGACAGCGACAAGAAAAGAGGUGUCGUGCAAGAUGCAGCGCGAAGCCAUCUGAAGUAUGACAAGACGGGCAAGAUACUGCUUGUCCCGCAGCCAUCAGAUGAUCCAAAUGAUCCCCUUAACUGGCCCCUCUGGCGCCGCGACCUCAUCGUAGCAAUUCUAUCGCUUUUGAGUGUCAUAGCUGCAACUCUCUCUCCCAUCCUCGCCGCCAACACCGUCUCACUGGCCAUCGAGUUCAAACGCUCGUUUACCGACAUGGCCCUCUUGACCGGGUACCACCUCCUCGGCGUUGGACUCGCGGGCUUCCUUUUCGUACCCAGCGCACGGAUAUGGGGAAAGCGACAUCUCUACAUCCUCGGCACCGUCAUCGUCAUCUUCAGUUGCAUCUGGGGCGGCGCGACUGGACCACACUAUACUUCCUUCCUAUGGGCGAGGAUCUUCCAGGGCGUAGGACUCGCACCGUUUGAAGCGCUUGUCAACGCUUCGGUCGGCGAUCUAUAUCAUGUCCACCAACGUGGGUUGCGCAUGGCGCUGUCCAAUCUUGCGUUGUUCGGCGGCGCGUUCUUGACGCCAGUGUUUGUGGGCAUGAUUGCAGAUCGCAUUGGGUAUCAGUGGACGUUCUAUUUCGUCGCUAUCUUUUCUGCCGCAUUGCUGCCCCUGCUCAUCCUCUUCUGUCCGGAGACGAGCUACAGGAGGGAUGCGCACUUCGACAUCGACACCAUGGGUAAUUUGGUGGUUCAGCCAGGGCAAGAGCUGAAGGACGCCAGCAACAACCGAAGAAACUCCAAUUCCACGUCAGGCGAGACCGAAAGAGGGGGCUUCCUAAAAGGCCACAAGACGUUUGAUCAACCCAGCACCGCUCCUUCCUCACCACCACCAAAAGCCACGUUCCUGCAAACCCUUAAACUCUUCAAUGGACGCAAAACCGACGAGCACUAUAUCCACCUUCUCCUCCGCCCCUUUCCGCUCUUCUUCCACCCCGGCAUCCUGUGGGCCUGUCUAAUUCAGGGCGUAAUGAUCGGCUUCACAGUGCUCCUUGGUGUAACCCUUGCGGCCCUCUUCCUCGGCCCACCACUCUGGUUCGGCGAGCUCGAGACAGGAUACAUGUACACGGGGGCCUUUAUCGGCGCGAUCCUCGGCUUCCUGCUGACCGGUCUGAUCAGCGAUCCCAGCGCCAAACUGCUUACGCGCUGGAACAACGGCGUCUACGAGCCCGAGUUCAGAAUGGUGCUGGUCAUCCCGCAGAUGGUCUUGGGAGGCGCAGGGCUGUACGGGUUCGGAUGGACGGCAAGCGAGCCGCUGAAGUACGGCUGGCUGUGGCCAGACUUCUUCUUCGCCCUGGUCAUCAUGGGCAUGGUGUGUGGUGCUGUCGCGUCUGCGCUGUACAUUGUGGAUGCUCACCGAGACAUGAGUGUAGAGGGCUUCACCUGCCUCCUCGUCUUCAAGAACCUGUUCUCCUUCGGCCUGACCUUCGAGGGCUUCGACUGGCUGGUCCAAACCAAAAGCACCAAGAACAUGUUCAUUGCGCUCGGGAGCGUGCAAGUCGCAAUCUGCGCACUGUCGAUUCCUAUGUACGUCCUCGGUAAGAAGAACCGCUCUUUCUUCCACAGACACAACGUCUUCUUCAAAGCUAGCGAUUGGGUCGCAGACGGCAUCGUCAAGAUCAUGCCUUUCAGCCGUAAAUAG
Ascochyta rabiei is the source of this 1743-nucleotide messenger RNA. RefSeq lists its product as uncharacterized. The transcript has 5 exons. NCBI's taxonomy places the organism in Eukaryota, Fungi, Ascomycota, Dothideomycetes, Pleosporales, Didymellaceae. Gene Ontology annotation, molecular function: transmembrane transporter activity. The record is from RefSeq and is a predicted model, not a curated record. Bases 1 to 1743 code for a protein of 580 amino acids. Gene Ontology annotation, biological process: transmembrane transport.